This is a messenger RNA of Phycodurus eques (leafy seadragon), 1020 nucleotides long. RefSeq names its product beta-1,4-glucuronyltransferase 1-like. Lineage: Eukaryota; Metazoa; Chordata; Actinopteri; Syngnathiformes; Syngnathidae. Gene Ontology annotation, molecular function: glucuronosyltransferase activity. The record is from RefSeq and is a predicted model, not a curated record.
AUGCCACUAGGUGGCACUAAGGUCAAGGAAGUGACAGCUGGGAUUAGCAUUAACAACCUUCACCACCUGGAAGAUCUUCUGGGGAGAUGGCGCCACCCGCUUUCGGUGGCCAUCUUUGCACACGGCCAGGACGUCAAGUUCGCCACUGCACUGGUCUACGCGCUCAGCAUUCUGCGCCCCCGCAUGAAGGCCCUUGUGGACUUCCACCUCGUGUGCCCUUCAGGGGAAACGGUUAGGUUCCCCGAACAGGACCACCGGCAUUUUACUGGCCUGGAUGACUGCGCCGCUGCUUUCCCCCGGCUGGAAGCCCACAACAAAUAUAAGAAACACGCCAUUGGCCCAAACGUCUCCUACCCGAAUAACCUCCUUCGGAACGUGGCGAGAGGGGGUGCCGAGUUCUCCUACAUCCUGGUAAUUAACAUCGACAUAAUACCUGCCGCUGAUCUGCACCAGCAUUUCCCGGCAAUGGUCGCGAGGCGCCAGCCUCCAGAGGACCACGUGUUCGUCUUGUCCGCCUUCGAGAUCCGCCACACCAGGAAGAUACCCGCCAGCAAGGCCGAGCUGAUGCAGCUCUACCAGGGGGGCGAGGUGCGACCUUUCUACGAGGAGCUGUGUCCUCUCUGCCAAGCCCCCACCAAUUACUCUCGGUGGGUCAAUAGCCACAUCCGAGACACCUCCGGUGGCCUGGAAGUGGCCUACACGCUCACUCGGGUGGAUUCCUGGGAGCCGUUUUACAUCGGCCCACGCAAUCUGCCCCUCUACGAUGAAAACUUCGAGCAGUACGGCUUCAAUCGCAUCAGCCAGGCCUGCGAGCUCCACGUGGCCGGGUACAAAUUCUGCGUGCUGAACUCGGCCUUCCUCGUCCGCCGCGGCUUCAAGAUCCCGGGCGAGUUCCGCGCCAGAAAGGAUGACGAGAACAAACACGAGAGGCUCCUGUCUCUUAGCUUUAAAGAAGCGCCGAAGACCAAAUAUCCAACUUCAAGACUUUAUGAUGUCGAUUCUGAUACCGAUCAUCGAUGA